Messenger RNA from Cladocopium goreaui, 1665 nucleotides. NCBI's taxonomy places the organism in Eukaryota, Dinophyceae, Suessiales, Symbiodiniaceae. The record is from the annotation of a GenBank genome assembly.
AUGGAGCAAGGCAUCCACUUGAUGAAAGUCAAUGGUGCACUGAUGCGGGACUGCCAGCAGGACCUUUUACCCACACGUCUCCGAGUCCGUGCACGCCUGGCCAGAGCAAGGGCCGGUGCUGAAGGUGGCAGAAGGGCAAGACCCCUGUUGGACCAGGCAACGCUGCAAAAUCUUCAAAAGGCCAUUAAAAGAAACCCAUCAACCAUGGGCUCGCGAUUGAUCAACGGCCUGGAGAAAGUUCUAAGUGCCAACGGAGUGAAAGCGCGGCGUGUGACCUUGAUGAAGACCAACAACUUCAAGGAUGGACUGCGUGAGCUUGUCUGCGAGGUUGACAUACCAGACACUGUGUCACCAUGUGGCCUGCAAAGAGCCUUGCAAGCUUCCUUCGAGAACGCCCACUCUGAAGCAGCGGGGUUUCUGCACGCACUGCGGCUGGCGUGUGCGCAAGUGAGUACACUUGAAGUGGAAGUGAGGCCUUCAAAAGAACGGUUGGUCAACAAUCUUCGCAUGACGAUCCCCAACAUUGGCAUCAAUGCCCGAAGGGGAGCGGCUGUCAUGGAGGCUGCGCUGAAAUGUUCAGCCAUCUACAAGCCUGUGUUGGAUGAGUCGGCGGACCUGUCCGAAGUGUUGUCCAGGCCAAGCAAAUGUGUCUCCGGUGGACAGCUGGUACCUGUUACGCAUGAGACUCUCCGUGAUCCUCCAUGGCAGGGUGUGCAAAAGCUGUCUGGUUUGUUGGCUAUGUCUGGUGCAGCACAUCAACAGCUGAAGGAAAGAUUGGCACCUGGUAGCAGCUGGGCCAAAGGCGUUUUUGGUGAUCAGGUUCCUCGAACGCAUCAAAGUCGGAGUUGGAGAGGAACGUCGCUGAUUGGCGGAAGCCUCUAUGAUCCAGGCGUCAAGAAAAGGGAAAGGCUCUCAGAAGAGGUGAUCCUGGCACAGCGCAUCUAUGAGCAGCAGGACACAGCAGCUCAUGAUUUGGUGGCAUCCAGGCUUCAUGCCCACUUUACAUCUUUAAGUGACUUGCGCGAUGCAUGGGACAUCUUAGAAACGUCCUUUGAAGUGAUUUGGGUGAACAACAGGUUCCGUGAGCCUGAUGCCUUUGGAUAUCCAUGUGUCCAGAUUGCUGUGAAACAGCAGGUCCAGGAUCCUAGGCACUGCAGCAAGGAGUGUGUCCUUGCUCACAUCAGCAAGAUUACCUUGCACUACGAGCCUCUCUUUCAGGUCAAGAUCAGUGUGACCGCUGAGGAUCUCCAUGAGGAGCUCCAGGAGGCCUUAGCGAAGUGUGGCAUCGACGGCAGCAGCUUCGACUUGGCGGAGGCUGUGGUGGCCAAUGUCUUGGAUUGCACACGGAUUCAGAUGCAAAGGAGCGCAGUGGAAGAAGUUGAGCGCGUGUUGGCAUUCCUGGAGAGGUAUGCUCUGCAAAUUGGUGAGAAGGAGCGAGACACAGUCAAGGCCUUGCUUUGGGAUUCUGUAGCACAAGCAGAAGCCAUGGGUUGUGCUCGAUCCAAUCUGCUGAAAAUUCUUGAGAGAUACACAAGCCACUUCGUGAAGGCAACUCUGGGCAUCCAGCUAGUUGAGGACAGGGCCCGUGGCGUGGGUCCAACGAGGAAGGUCCUCUCUAAAGAGAAAUUCCGAAGUUCUUAUGGCAGGACCAAAACGGUCAACUGA